UCCAUUCCCACCACGAAAACACCAUAUGUUAGCAAAACAACAACAACAAGAAAGAAAAAUGGAAAGCAGUGCAGCAUAUGAGAAUGAUCUCAACUUAAAGGCAACUGAACUCAGAUUAGGGUUGCCUGGAACAACAUAUUAUGAAGAAGAAGAAGAAGAAGAAACAGCAGCACUUUCCAGUGUUAGAACCAACAAGCGACCAUUGCAGGACGAUGAGAAAUGUGGAGCUAAUGGCAUCAAAUGUCCUUCCAAAGAACAGAUCGUGGGGUGGCCGCCAGUCCAGUCCUAUAGGAAGUACAACUCUCAGGCGAAGAAAACAGAGUCGGAGCCCGGGAUUUAUGUGAAAGUGAGCAUGGAUGGAGCACCGUAUCUGAGAAAGAUUGACCUGAGAGUUUACAAGGGGUAUCCCCAGUUGUUGCAGGCUUUGGAGAACAUGUUCAGGUUCACCGUAGGUGAAUACUCUGAAAGAGAAGGCUACAAAGGAUCUGAUUAUGCGCCUACGUAUGAAGACAAAGAUGGAGACUGGAUGCUAGUCGGUGAUGUUCCUUGGCAAAUGUUCGUCACAUCAUGCAAGAGACUGAGAAUCAUGAAAGGAUCAGAAGCUAGGGGAUUAGGUUGUGGUGUAUGACAAGAUUCAGUCUUAUUACAUAUCAAACAACACAUCUAUCCCUUGAGGGAGAGAAAAAGUAGUUUGUGCUUGGGUUGUCCGGUCUGGAUCAGAUUCUCUCGGUUGCUCAGAAUUCAGAAAAAUUACCAGGAAAAACAGAUCAAGCAAACAUGUAUAUGCAUAUUUGGUGGUUUCAUCAUAUGUAAUGUUUAUAUAACCAUCAAACCAUACGAGCAAAAGGAUGCAUGGGGUAUCCGAGUUUCUUUU
Molecule: messenger RNA, 874 nt
Organism: Hibiscus syriacus
Lineage: Eukaryota; Viridiplantae; Streptophyta; Magnoliopsida; Malvales; Malvaceae
Product: auxin-responsive protein IAA4-like
Exons: 4
Coding region: 26-628 (200 amino acids)
Biological process (GO): regulation of DNA-templated transcription
Cellular component (GO): nucleus
Molecular function (GO): protein binding
Source: RefSeq, a predicted model, not a curated record